This is a messenger RNA of Ostreococcus tauri, 2265 nucleotides long. Its product is annotated as Autophagy-related protein 9. Bases 1 to 2265 code for a protein of 754 amino acids. Gene Ontology annotation, cellular component: phagophore assembly site; autophagosome. NCBI's taxonomy places the organism in Eukaryota, Viridiplantae, Chlorophyta, Mamiellophyceae, Mamiellales, Bathycoccaceae. The record is from RefSeq and is a predicted model, not a curated record. The transcript is spliced from 2 exons. Gene Ontology annotation, biological process: autophagy of mitochondrion; protein localization to phagophore assembly site.
AUGGACGCCUACGACGCGCUCGAGAGCGCGUGCGAACACGAAGGAUUGCUCGAGCGAGAGGCGGUGGAACGGGACGACGCGGAUGGCGGGUACGGAGAGACGAGCGAGAACGGGACGUUUCUGAGCGAGAACGGUGACCUCGAUAUCGCGUUCGCGAGAUUAUACGCGUACUUCGGCGCAAAGGGAUACACGUGUGCGGUGACGACGCGGGUGGCGAAUCUGUGCACGCUCGGGUUCACGAUUUGGUUGAGCGGGUUUCUGUUGCUUUACGUGGAUUUCGACUUUCUGCGGACGACGUGCGCUCAAGACGCGGAGCGGUGCGACAUCUUACGCGAUGCCGUGUUCUCGAGACCGUAUCAGUACGGUGGGUUUGUGAGAAACGCGGUGGUGACGAUGUAUCUCUUGCUCUUUUCGGUUUAUUGGGUAUGGAGCGCGACGAGGUUGGCACACGACGUCGCACCCUUGGCUGCGACGAGGAAGUUUUGCCAUCAAAAGUUGGCGCUGAGCGACAGGGAUAUGUACACGAUCACGUGGCCCGAGGUGCUUCAACGCGUGGUUCACUUGCAGGCAACGACGAGACUGAGCAUCGCGCGCGAUCUAAGCGAGCACGACAUCGUGGCGAGGAUAUUGAGAAAGGAAAAUUAUCUCGUCGGUAUGGUGAACAGGGACGUGCUGGGACUCACUCUCGACGUGCCAGGCUUGAGGCGCCACCGGUGGUUCACAAAAGUGAUCGAGUGGAACAUCGAUCUCGCCGUGUUUCACGGCAUGUUCGAUGAAAACUUCAACGUCGUGCCGUCGUUUUAUGACGCCUCAGCGCUGCGCCAUCGAUUCAGAUGCCUCGCGAUCAUCAACGCCAUUCUUUCUCCGUUCGUCGCCAUCUUCCUGUCCAUGUACUUUGUGCUUUCGCACGCAGAAAAGUUUUACAACACUCCGUCCACGGUCGGCACGCGUGACUGGAGCUCAUACGCAUACUGGCGCAUGCGUGAAUUCAACGAACUUCCUCACUUCACACAACAACGAUUGGCGGCGGCCUACCCGCACGCUAAAGAUUAUGUCGCGCAGUUUCCAUCUCCAGUGGUGAACGUGUUGGCCAAGUUUGUGUCGUACGUCGUCGGUGCCUUCGCGGCGUGCGCGCUGUUUUGUGCUAUCAUCGAUGAUAGAUUGCUGCAGGCUUACGUCGGAGACCGAGAUUUACUGUGGGUGACUGCGGUCUUGGGUACCAUUCUUGCCUUCUCUCGAGCACUGAUGGCGACGGAAAACGCGGUGUUUCAACCCAACGCCAUCAUGUCCAAGAUCGUGGCGCACACGCAUUACCUUCCCAAACACUGGAGAGAUUCCGCACAUAAAGAAGAGGUCGUGCACGAGUUCAAUUCUUUUUUCACCCCCAAGGCGAUCCUAUUUUUAGAGGAAAUUGCCUCCGUGUUUGCGGCACCGUUUGUUCUCUGGUUCCCUUUGAGCGACUCUGUCGGAGACAUCAUUCAGUUCGUCCGACAAUUCACCGUUAAUAAAUCAGGCGUCGGUGACAUCUGCUCGAUGAGUGCUUUUGACUUCAUUCGACACGGGAAUAAACACUAUGGCGCGCCGAGUCAUGCAAACAAGGACCAGCGCAGUCGUCAAGGCAAGAUGGAGAAGAGUUUCUUGACGUUCCAGGCGACAUACCCUAAUUGGGAACCAGACGCGAGUGGACGAGAUGUGCUUAUUUCUCUCAACGGUUUCGCGAAUGCGAACGAAACUGCUCUCGGGAAAUCGGCCGAAAUGAGCUCGAGUGUGCUGAGAAAGUCAACGCGUUUCGCUGAGCCCGUGCAAAAGGAAAGCGGUUCGCAUCAUCGCUUUAGUGGACGCAGCGCUGUCUUGCGUCAGAACGCGCAUGGAAGCGGCUCGAUGUUCCAACCUUCAUUUAUGAGCGAUUUUCGUGAGGAGCACACGUUCGCUGAGGCGCUCAGCGCAAGCCAGACAGUGCUGCAACACUUUUAUGAGGAGCAAGCAGUGUUGCUCAAUCGCGACGUCGACACGGCGGCUGAAAAUAGUCCGACGCGCGAUGACCCGGAUGACGACAAGGAAUCGAACGUGCCGACGAUUGAUACUAUCCAAAUGUAUCAUCGACCGUCAAAUGUGAACGCUGUGCCGAUGCGAAGCUUCCCUCUGGAUGCGACGACGGCGAAUGUCGUUCAUGCGCAAAACGGGCCAUCCGUCCUCGAUUCAGUGCUAUUGCCCAAUUCUUUCGCGCUUCCGCCCGUCGACGACGACGAGAGAGUCUCGUUGUAA